GGCCGGGGCGUCCGCCCAGCCGCCGGCCCGCUGGAGGGUGGAGCUGGUCACAAUAAUGUUGAGCGCCAGCCCCCUGGAGAGCCUGAAGCUGCAUGUCAGCAGUCGGCCCCCCCUGGUGGUCUUCAUGAUCAGCGUGAGUGCCAUGGCAAUAGCGUUCCUGACCCUGGGCUAUUUCUUCAAGAUCAAGGAGAUCAAGUCACCUGAAAUGGCAGAGGAUUGGAAUACUUUUCUGCUGCGGUUUAAUGAUUUGGACUUGUGCGUAUCAGAAAACGAAACACUAAAGCAUCUAUCAAAUGACACCUCAACUCCGGAGAGCACAAUGACCAGUGGGCAGUCCAAAGUGUCCACUCAGUCCCCCCAGACCCUGGAGGACUCAGGCCCAGUUAACAUCUCAGUUGCAAUCACCCUAACCCUGGACCCACUCAAACCCUUCGGAGGCUACUCUCGCAACGUCACCCAUCUGUACUCGACCAUUUUAGGACAUCAGAUUGGACUUUCAGGCAGGGAAGCCCACGAGGAGAUAAACAUCACCUUCACGCUGCCUGCAGCUUGGAGCUCAGAUGACUGUGCUCUUCAUGGUCACUGUGAGCAGGUGGUGUUCACAGCCUGCAUGACCCUCACAGCCACCCCUGGGGUGUUCCCUGUGACCGUGCAGCCACCGCAUUGCGUUCCUGACACUUACAGCAACGCCACACUCUGGUACAAGAUCUUCACAACAGCCAGGGAUGCCAACACAAAAUAUGCUCAAGAUUACAAUCCCUUCUGGUGUUACAAGGGGGCCAUCGGAAAAGUCUACCAUGCUUUGAAUCCCAAGCUUACAGUUAUUGUUCCAGAUGAUGACCGUUCACUAAUAAAUUUGCAUCUCAUGCACACCAGUUACUUCCUGUUUGUGAUGGUGAUAACCAUGUUUUGCUAUGCUGUUAUCAAAGGCAGACCCAGCAAAUUGCGUCAGAGCAAUCCUGAAUUUUGUUCUGAGAAGGUAGGUGGCUUUGGCUGAAGCCUGAUCCCGCAGCUUCCAGUUUUCUGAGAGAGACUGAGAACCAUAAUGAUUGCCUGCUGAACCCAGCCAGGGCCUGGCCACUCUGUGAAUACAUGAUCUUGCAGCGUUGGGUUAUUCCAGCCAAAGACAUUUCAAGUGCCUGUAACUGAUUUGUACAUAUUUAUAAAAAUCUAUUUGGAAAUUGGUCCACGAUGCACGUGCUUGGCACUGGGUGCAGCUGGAACUCUUCAGCCUCACCUGGGGGGCCUGUGGACUUGGGAUAGAUAUGCAUAACACUAGAUAGCUCCUGUGUCCUGAUGCAGGGGAACAAGUCCUGGUGUUUUUAACCAAGGUCACAGGCAUCUCACUGCUGGUGGGGUUGAGGUUUGCUUUGGUUCUUGUUUCAGCCCAAUGUGUACAGAAUGUUUGAAACAGUCUGCACCUUUGAUAUGAUACUGCAUUUCCAAAGCCACCAAUCCAUUUUGUGGAUUUUGUGUGUCUGUGGCUUAAUAAUUAUAGUAACAACAAAGAUACCUUUUACUUAAUUUUGCUUGCAAGGAAGCAUACCUAUCUUCUGUUUUUGUUUUUGUUAUUUUUUUUAAAGAAAAAAUAAAAUAGUCACAUUUUAAUACUACUCUAGUUAGGACAGACUUGUACUUUUAUCUUGAGUAAAAAGUGAAAUAUUUAAAAAUCACCUAUAUGGUAAAGAUCUAAGUUUCAUUUUCCAUGUGGAUGGUGAGGAACCUGGUUUUCCAGUUGGCACAGAAUGUUCUACUGUCUUUUUUCCCUUUGUUGCUCCUUCCCUCUGCAUAAAAGUUAAAGCAGCUUCCUCACUCAGAUAGCUUACAAAUUUAAGUAAGAGGUCCUAGAGUAGAGUGACAGCUCGCUGCUCUGCUUCUGGCCUGCAGACAGUGGUACAGGAAGAGAGAAUGAAACGUAGUGGUCAGGAAAGGGUUUCUUGUUUGUUUUUGGAAAUGAGAUUCAUUUUUGGUUUCCAUUUAUUUUUAUAUAACCAACACAUCUUCAGGAGGAGAAAGGCAACUACUAUAUCGUGAAAACCCCGCCUGUGAAAUUUGAAGGGGUGCAGUUUUGAUUUGCUUUUGGUCAAGGAGGACCAGAAAUGUUUGAUUACCUAUUUCCUCUGUCCCUUUUGCCCUCUGGUCCUCCAACAUUUAAACAGAAACAGAAGUGUGCAUUAUUUUCUCCAGUCCCUGUUGGUAUGUUGUUGCUGUGUUUCUCAACAAAUCUGCCUUAAUAACUCAUUGUCGUUGAUGACUUCUGUGUCCUCCCAGGCACUGUCAUAGCAGAAGGGCAGUUAAAACCGUGGACAGGACCACCAUUUCUUCUUUCCCUUCACUUUAGGUCUGAGGUCUGUUCUAAGUUAGAAUUAGUUCCUGCAGCCUGAAGUUCAUUGACCCAGAACAUUUUAUACCAGGCCUUUUUGAAUGGAAAACAGUUGUGGGCUUUUAUCGAGAUUGUUAAAAAAUAAUCAUUGUAGCUAUUUGAUAUGUUAGUAUUUCUUCUUUUUUUUUUCCUUUUAGUACAUUUCAAGCACAGUAACAGUUUUUGUCUAUACAGUUUUUAUUUUUAUUUUUUGGUAUGAUGUGAGUUGCUUACAUGAUGGAUGACUAAUUUGUUAAUUUAGUUUUUUCUUGAGAGACUUUGAGAGUGUAAUGAGACAAGAUUGAGAAAGAGCCAUUUGGCCAGGCCUUUAGAAAUGUCAGUAUCAUUAGAACCAUCCUAUUUUAGAUUAAACUGCUACUGAAUUAAUAGAAUCCCAAUGAAGUGGAGUUGUAGGGAUAGACUCAUAACUGGCAGAGUAAUGUAGAAGAAAAAAGACAAGUGAAAAAGGUCAGUUUCACUGCUUUGUUCCAUCUAGCUAGUUGCCAGUGUUAAUUGCCCUUGCUUUAAUUACAGGGAGUGCUGGAAUCUGUAACCAGGGGAGGGACACGUUAGGCAUGGGGAGAGAAAGUGCCAGAAGUACUUGGGCAGUAUGUCUUGUCCUGAGGCCAGACAUACACUUUAAAAUCCAGCAUUCACCACAGCAGGUAAUUCUCGAAGAUUUAAAGCAACACAGGCAGGUGUGUGAAGGAAGGCUGGGGAAGAGGAGAGGCCCUGGGCCCUGGGCCAAGAGCCUUUCACAGACCCUCAGGAAGUUAGGGGCCUGUUACUGUUGGGGUGCAUGCAUUCAAGGCUCAGUCCUCAGCUUCCUCUUGCUGCUGGUGGACUCAGUAUUAGAAGGGGUCAUAGAUGGGGCCCUUUGCCAUUCAGGGGCAGCAGCACUGGCUUGUCCUUGGGCAUCUUGGACUGGAGGUCCAUUCAGAGGUCAGCAACUUACUGUUAAAAUGGUUGUUCAGAUCAUAUUGAUCUCUUUCCUUUCCCUUUUGUCCUGUCACUGUAUGACUCGAAUCAGUUUUGAUUCUAUUUGUAAGUUUUCUCAUCGUUAGGAACCUGCCAUUUCUGCUGCGUGUUCUCUGGCGGUGGGUCAGGAUUCAGCAUACUGGUUUUCAGCCCUCCUGCAGGCACUGGGGUCAUGAGGGCCAGCGGAUCCACUUCACUUAUCUUGCUGCAUGAUGGUCAGAAGCUGAUCUGUUAUGGCAUUCAACUCCCUGGUUAAUUUUCUGUGUUUGAAGUAUGUGCAUAUGUGCUUUACAGAAUAAAACAUCUGAAUUUA
Messenger RNA from Marmota flaviventris (yellow-bellied marmot), 3653 nucleotides. RefSeq names its product transmembrane protein 248 (gene Tmem248). NCBI's taxonomy places the organism in Eukaryota, Metazoa, Chordata, Mammalia, Rodentia, Sciuridae. The record is from RefSeq and is a predicted model, not a curated record.